AUGCUCGUAGACAUUCAGGCACUACGAGCUUCUUUGCAGAACAAGAAGUUCCACCAGAAAGAGCAGUCAUUGCUGAAGAUGAUUCAACAAUGUGAAGCGAUCCAGCUUCAGCACCAAAACCUCCUUGCAACAGCCAAGGACCUCGCAGAAGUCUUUCAGCUGAAGGUGGGUCCUUUCCGUUUAGCGGCAACAGCAUUCGACACAGUAGCUUUCAUCUCUGAGCAACUUGCACUCCAGGCUGGAGGCUUUGCUGAAGAGCUGGUCAUCACGCGGCGUGGUAAGGCAUUGCCAAGAGAUGCCACUCUUUCAUCACUUGGGAUCUCAAAAAAGUCCAAAUUGGCCUUCACGAACGUGGGCUUCUACAUCAAUGUAAAGACCAUGACAGGCAGGACGGUUUGUGUGGCUGGGAUCGACCCUAGCACAACAACAGAUCAACUGAAGUUGCUUAUUCAAGAGAAGGAAGGCAUACCUCCAGACCAGCAGCGUUUGAUCUAUGCUGGAAAACAGCUUGAGGAUUGUCGCAUCCUUGCGGACUAUGACAUUCAACAAAAGGCAACAUUGCACCUGGUCUUGCGUCUUCGAGGGGGCAUGUAUGAUGAAAUCUCUGGUCGCGAAGGCUUUGAGGAUUUGAAGCUACAGACCUCACAAUGCAACGAAUCUGAUCGGGUGGAAGAGUUGCUUGAACGCUUGGAGACAUUGCAGAAGAAGAACGAGGAAGUACAGAAAGAGGUGGCCAUGUGGAUGUCGAAGGCCAUGUCUGGUCAUCGAGCCUGA
Messenger RNA from Durusdinium trenchii, 774 nucleotides. NCBI's taxonomy places the organism in Eukaryota, Dinophyceae, Suessiales, Symbiodiniaceae. The record is from the annotation of a GenBank genome assembly.